CAUUGCGAUCGAAACCUACCGACUUUGUUCUUUGGCCUAACUUUUCUUCAGCAUCCUCGUACUGUCUAUUUCAACCAAACGCCAAUAGACAGUACAAGUAAAUAUUUUUAUUAGAACGUUGUUGUUAACUCCAGUGAGAAACAUUUUCACGACAGUGUUUCUUGGUCCUUGGUAUCUGAAUGCUCUUGUCACUGUGAAAAUACGGCUAUAUGCCUAUGUCAUUUAACUAUGAGUAUAGGUUAUUCUAGCUAAAUUUUCUAGAGAAAUUGCCGUGGUUUUUCUAAGUCUCCCGUGACCCCAUUCUGAGGGCCUCGAAAUAUCUAGGUCCUAGGAUCUACGGUCAGCCCUAAAAUGAUUUAUGGUUGAUCAUACUUUGCUCCCGAUGCGGGGAAUGACCCUAAGUACUCCGCGAUGCCGACUCCAUUGUGCCAUGCUGUGUCGGCACUUGAUAGAGGAGGGGACUUGCUCGAUUUCAGCAGCUAUCGCUCAAAUGCGGAACCCAAUAACCCGGGUCGGUAAGUAUUGGCCUAACACGACUUAUAUCUAAUGAGUGUCCACCUUUAGGGGUUAUAGAUUUAUAUCGAUUCAAAUCUGUCAUUGACAAAUCACGAUCAAUAUCUACUCUGUCAUAAACGUUGCUCUAUCUACUUGGAAGAGAAAUCUUAUUCCAACAUGGACAAUUUUGAGUAUACCUCUAGUCCCGCCCGUGUUAUCUUCGGCAGUGGCACCAUCCAAAAUGUGCCUGCAGAGCUUAUGAGAGCCAAUGUGUCUAUGCCGUUUCUUCUCAGCACACCUCAGCAAGUGAGUCAUAUCGACUUGCUCAAGAAUGUCCUUGGUGCUACUGUUUCCGGGGUGUUCACCGAGGCUACAAUGCAUACGCCAGUAGAGGUUACCGAAAGGGCACUCGAACAGAUUAAAUCUUCAGGGGCCGACUCCAUCAUUUCCAUCGGAGGUGGGAGUACCGUCGGGUUGGGCAAAGCUCUUAGCAUUCGAACAGGUCUUUUUCACUUGACAAUUCCGACGACAUACGCGGGCAGUGAGGUAACGCCUAUCCUAGGCGAGACCGAUGCUGGGAGAAAGACGACAAGAUCCGAUCCAAAGAUCUUGCCGAAUACUGUUGUAUAUGAUGUCGACCUUACGAUGACCCUCCCAGUUAGUCUUACCGCUACCAGUGGUGUUAAUGCUAUUGCGCAUGCUGUCGAGGCUUUGUACGCUCGCAACACCAACCCGGUCAUCAAUUUACUUGCACAGGAGGGAGUGAAAGCUCUCGCUAGUUCCCUCCCCAUUUUAAUUUCCGAUCCAGCAUCGCAAACAGCCCGCUCGUCUGCGCUAUACGGCGCAUGGCUUUGCGGAGCUUGUCUCGGCAGCGUGGGAAUGUCCAUCCAUCACAAGCUCUGCCAUACUUUAGGAGGCAGCUUCAACCUUCCGCACUCAGAGACUCAUACGAUAGUUCUACCUCACGCACUAUCAUACAAUGCACCAAAGGUUCCUGCCGCAAUGGAGGCUCUAGCAGCGGCAUUGCCCGAGAGCGAAGGCGACGCAACGAAAGGGUUGAACAUUCUCUUACAGAAGCUAAAAGUUGAAAGGGGACUGAAGGCGCUGGGCAUGCAAGAAAGCGAUAUCGACAAGGCAGCAGAUAUUGCCGUGAGCAACCCAUAUUGGAAUCCUCGUCCUAUUGAAAGAGGUCCAAUAAGAGAGUUAAUCCGCAGGGCUUGGGCUGGAGAAGAGGCGAGAGCUGAUUUGUAAUUUCAUCCGUAUUCUAGAGGCAUAUUAAGUUCCUUAUUUGUAAAUUGAAAGACAUUCGGUCUUUUCA
Molecule: messenger RNA, 1813 nt
Organism: Annulohypoxylon maeteangense
Lineage: Eukaryota; Fungi; Ascomycota; Sordariomycetes; Xylariales; Hypoxylaceae
Product: putative maleylacetate reductase
Exons: 1
Coding region: 673-1746 (357 amino acids)
Biological process (GO): protein histidyl modification to diphthamide
Cellular component (GO): mitochondrion
Molecular function (GO): 2-(3-amino-3-carboxypropyl)histidine synthase activity; alcohol dehydrogenase (NAD+) activity; metal ion binding
Source: RefSeq, a predicted model, not a curated record